Hibiscus syriacus is the source of this 1156-nucleotide messenger RNA. Its product is annotated as zinc finger protein 4-like. The record is from RefSeq and is a predicted model, not a curated record. The transcript has 3 exons. Bases 292 to 987 code for a protein of 231 amino acids. Lineage: Eukaryota; Viridiplantae; Streptophyta; Magnoliopsida; Malvales; Malvaceae. Gene Ontology annotation, biological process: negative regulation of abscisic acid-activated signaling pathway.
CUUCCUUUCCUUUCUCACAUGUAUUGUCCUGUGAUGAGCUGAGUAAUGGAUGUCUCCAAUACCAGAUGCAGUAUACAACCAAACCACUUACUCUCACUUUGAUCAUUCUCCUGUUGUUGCUACUCAUGAUUUGCACUUGUCCACUACCUUUUGAAUACACAGACUUCAGAGCAUAUUUUAACCAACCUAUGUAUACAUAUCAGGUGAAGAUCGAUCAUCUGAUCUGGAUUCUGAAGAAAAACUGACUGAUUCAACUGAUUGUAUACUCUACAACACCUUUCCAACUGAAUCAUGAAAGCCAUAAUUGAUCUGGAAUUUGAUGCCCCAGAAAUGGAGUCGGAUGUUAGCAGCCAAGUAGCUUCAAACUUGUCCACUAAUGAUACAAAUUCAGACCCUCUUUCACUUGAUUUAACUCUAUACUUCAACAUGCAUGGCCAUGGGACAGACACCGUGGGACUCUCGUUGUCAAGCACAAGCGUAAGCACCAGCAAUACCGACCCCGCAGUGCGCGCAAUGGCCUCGGCCAUGCCUCGAGUUUUUUCCUGCAACUACUGUCGCCGCAAGUUCUUUAGUUCCCAGGCUCUUGGAGGCCACCAGAAUGCACAUAAAAGAGAAAGGACGUUGGCCAAGCGGGAGAUGCGAAUGGGCAAUGCCGGUCUUAGUCUUGCGGCGGCUCUGCCUUUGCUCGGCACAAGCGCCUCUUUCAGGUCACUGGGGAUCCAAGCACACUGUUCGACACACCAAACCUUUGCAGCGACACCAAGAACACACAAUGGUAUAGUUGAACAUGGUUAUGUUGGUGUCCCGAUCUUCAUGGAAGAUGAUGAGUCUGAGCUGUUGUGGCCUGGUAGUUUCCGUCAGAUAGCAGCAGGUAGUAACACCGCUGAUCAUCCAGGUUUUGUACUACCUGGAAGUUCUUUAGUGGAGCUUAACGAACCAGUUUACUUGGAAGACAGUUCAGAGCCAGAUCUGACCUUGAAACUUUGAGGCUUUGCCUCUUGGGAAAACACAAGUUAUGUAUCUCAAAGUUUAGGUCAAAAAUCGAGGUAAAACUCUACUCUAUUAGAGUUUAUUCUUCCUUUCACGUUACUUGAAACGAAGCUUUAUUAAAUGGGCACCAAAUUGUUUACCAUUCCACCAAAUUAUGUAUCUUCAA